Messenger RNA from Brassica oleracea var. oleracea, 1532 nucleotides. RefSeq names its product vicilin-like antimicrobial peptides 2-2. The transcript is spliced from 5 exons. Bases 50 to 1468 code for a protein of 472 amino acids. The record is from RefSeq and is a predicted model, not a curated record. NCBI's taxonomy places the organism in Eukaryota, Viridiplantae, Streptophyta, Magnoliopsida, Brassicales, Brassicaceae.
AUAGUAAAACAUUUCUGAAUCAUCAGAGAGACAGAUCGAGAGUGAGAAAAUGGAGAAAAACAAGAUAAUUUUCACGUUUUUGCUUGUGAUUGUGUUCUUCCAUGGAGUUAUGAUGAUGAGAUCAACUGGGUAUGAAGGAGAAGAAGAGCAGGGAGGAGGAGGAGGAGGAGGAGGAGGAGGAAGAGAAAGAGGAGGGUUCAUGAUGAAAGAGUCGAGACAAGUGAUCAAAUCAGAAGGUGGAGAGAUGAGAGUUGUGAUAUCUCCAAGAGGAAGGAUCAUUGAGAAACCAAUGCACAUUGGGUUUCUAACAAUGGAACCUAAAACCCUCUUUGUCCCUCAGUAUCUUGACUCUAGCCUCCUCAUCUUCAUUCGUCAAGGUGAAGCAACACUUGGAGUUAUAUGCAAAGACGAGUUCGGAGAGAAGAGAUUGAAAGGAGGCGACAUUUACUGGAUUCCAGCUGGUUCUGCCUUUUAUUUGCUCAACACGGGUCGAGGCCAGCGCCUUCAUGUCAUUUGCAGCAUUGAUCCAUCGCAGAGUCUUGGUUUCGAAACUUUCCAACCGUUCUAUAUUGGUGGAGGUCCAUCGUCUGUUCUUGCCGGCUUUGAUCCCGACACUUUAACUUCAGCACUCAACGUUUCUCGACCGGAGGUGCAACAGCUGAUGACGAGUCAAGUCCGAGGCCCAAUUGUGCACAUCACGGAACAUGCUCCCACAAUGUGGACCGAGUUCUUGGGGUUGAGAGGUGAAGAGAAACAUAAGCAUCUCAAGAAACUUUUGGAGAUGAAACAAGGAACCUCUCAAGAACAAGAAUACAAUCCAUGGUGGUCUUGGAAGAACAUAGUAAGCUCGAUUUUGGAUGUAGCCGGAGAAAAGAACCGGGGUUCAGGAUCUUCCAAGUGCGAGGACUCUUAUAACAUUUAUGAUCGGAAAAACGAUUUCGAAAACGACUAUGGGUGGAGUAAAGCUCUUGAUUAUGAUGAUUACGAGCCUCUCAAAUACUCAGGCGUAGGCGUUUAUCUAGUAAACCUCACUGCGGGAUCGAUGAUGUCUCCCCAUAUGAACCCAACAGCUACAGAGUACGGCAUCGUUUUGUCCGGUUCUGGAGAGAUUCAGGUCGUGCUUCCAAAUGGAACGUCUGCUAUGAACAUGAGAGUCUCUCCAGGCGAUGUGUUCUGGAUCCCUCGCUACUUCGCAUUUUGCCAGAUCGCAUCUCGGAUCGCACCGUUUGAGUUUGUUGGAUUCACAACAUCCGCUUACAAGAACCGGCCUCAGUUUCUUGUUGGUUCGAACUCGCUACUAAGAAGUCUCAAUCUGACGUCAUUGGCGAUGGCAUUUGGAGUCGAUGAAGGGACGAUGAAGAGGUUCAUCGAGGCACAGAGAGAAGCUGUUAUUCUGCCCAGCGCAUCUGCGGCUCCCCCGCACGAAGAUGAACCUGAGCGUUUCGGUUCUGAUCACAUAUUUACUUGAACAAGGAGAAUGUGACAAACUUUGUCUUUUGUAUGUAGUAGACAUAUGAGUGUGUACUGUGUGA